Molecule: messenger RNA, 843 nt
Organism: Trichoderma reesei QM6a
Lineage: Eukaryota; Fungi; Ascomycota; Sordariomycetes; Hypocreales; Hypocreaceae
Exons: 2
Coding region: 1-843 (280 amino acids)
Biological process (GO): rRNA (guanine-N7)-methylation
Cellular component (GO): nucleolus
Molecular function (GO): rRNA (guanine) methyltransferase activity
Source: RefSeq, a predicted model, not a curated record
AUGUCUCGCCCCGAGGACUCUCUCGCGGCCGACGUCCACUACGACGACACCGAAGCCCGCAAAUACACAACCAGCUCCCGCAUCCAAAACAUCCAAGCCUCCAUGACCCGCCGCGCCCUCGAGCUGCUCGACCUGAAAUCCCCCUCCCUCAUCCUCGACGUCGGCUGCGGCAGCGGCCUCUCAGGCGAGAUCCUCUCCGCCGUCGACCCGUCCGACGGCGGCCCGCACACCUGGAUCGGCAUGGACGUCUCCCCCUCCAUGCUCGACAUUGCGCUGCAGAGGGACGUCGAGGGCGACCUCCUGCUCGCCGACAUUGGCCAGGGCGUGCCCUUUCGCGCGGGCACCUUUGACGCCGCGAUUAGCAUCUCGGCAAUCCAGUGGCUGUGCAGCGCCGAGUCGAGCGAGACUUCGCCCACGGGGCGACUGAACCGCUUCUUCAACGGCCUUUACGCCUCGCUGAGGAGGGGCGGCCGCGCCGUCUGCCAGUUCUACCCCAAGAACGACACCCAGCGCAACAUGAUCACCCAGGCCGCCGUCAAAGCGGGCUUCGGCGCGGGUAUCCUCGAGGACGACCCCGGCACCAAAAACGUCAAGCUGUACCUCGUGCUCACCGUCGGCAACAAUGGCGGCGAGGGCGGAAACACGGACAUCACUGGCGUUGUGGACGGCAUGGACAAUGUCGACGUGCUGGAUGCGCGGAAGAGGCUCAAGGCGAAUAACGCGCAGCUCAAAAAGGGGAGCAAGGCGUGGAUCGUCAAGAAAAAGGAGCAGAUGGAGCGCAAGGGCAAGAUUGUCAAGGCUACGUCAAAGUACACCGGCCGCAAGCGUCGGGUGCAAUUCUAA